AUUUUUUUCCCCCCUCCCCAUUUUCGUUGGCCCUUCAAAACUCCCAAUUACCCAUCUCCAAUCUCCAACGAACACAGAAAUGCGCGCCCUGCGCAACAAGAUUGGAUCUCAGCGAACACCUGAUCGAUAAAAAAGAGAGGGGGGUAAAAAACGAGAUGCAAUCUGUUGUGGAGUUUUGAUCAUUUGAGAUGGAUAAUUGGAACGGGGAGUACGCGAGGGUUCCCGUAUCGAAUACCGAGAGCUUUGAGCCGGGAAAGUCUAGGUUUUCUUGUUGCUCUUCGAAAUUGUGGGGCUGCUUGUGUCGGUGGAUAACUAGGGUUUUGCUUUGCAUCUUGAUUCUAGCGCUGGCUGCUGUUUUUAUCCUCUAUGCCGGCCCGUUUCUCAUUCAACAGGUGGUUGUACCAAUUUUGGACUGGGAGACAACAACCUUCAAGCCACUGAUACUUGCGUUGCUACUUUUUCUUUCAAUCGCAAUAUUUCCUUCGCUGCUGUUACCUUCUGCACCAAGUAUGUGGUUAGCUGGGGUUACAUUUGGUUAUGGGUAUGGAUUUUUGCUGAUUAUGGCAGGGAUAAGUAUAGGAAUGUCAUUGCCAUUUUUCAUUGGUUCGCUCUUUAGUUGUAGAAUACAGAACUGGCUGGAGAAAUAUCCAGAUAAAGCAUCCGUUAUUAGACUAGCUGGAGAAGGAAGUUGGUUUCAUCAAUUUCGUGCUGUGGCCUUAAUCAGAAUUUCACCAUUUCCAUACAUUCUUUUCAAUUAUGCUGCUGUGGCUACAAAUGUGAAGUAUGGUCCUUACAUAUGUGGUUCUCUGGCAGGGACGAUACAUGAGACUUUCCUUACGAUAUACAGUGGCACACUAAUUUGGAGCUUGGCUGAUGCUAGCAACAGAGGAGACGUAAUGUCAGUUCACCAGAUCAUCAUUGAUGCCGUUGGCCUUUUUGCUACCAUUUCUGCUACCAUUAUCAUCACUGUAUACGCCAAGAGAGCUCUUCAUGACCUCCACGCUGACAAGGUGAACUCCCUUACUUGCAGCUGAGACAAAAGAAUUGCCUCGUGUUCUUCUUUCCGCUUGCUAAAUUUCUACCAACAGGAUAAGAGCACAUCAUAAUGUGUAGACUUUGCUUGUUCAGACGUCUAGAGCAAACUUUACACCCUGAACAAAGAUAUGAGAUUGAGAAAAGCAGUAUUUGAAGACUGCAAUAGAGCUAUUGUAGAUAUCUAUAGGGAACUUACGAAGUCGGUAAAAAGGAACAAGCAACUUGUACAUGUGUCUGUAACCAUUCGAUAGUUUCAUAAAUUACGUAAGAAGGAUGUUGACAUCUGACGAUUAAGAUGAUCAUUUGUUCUGUAAGUUAAUCAUCUGAUGUUCAUAGAAUCAGAAUUUGUACCGAUUGGCUAACCAUAUAUUUUUAUUGAACAUUUUUUUAUACAAACAAAUGAACGCCUUUGUUA
Molecule: messenger RNA, 1450 nt
Organism: Asparagus officinalis (garden asparagus)
Lineage: Eukaryota; Viridiplantae; Streptophyta; Magnoliopsida; Asparagales; Asparagaceae
Exons: 4
Coding region: 189-1034 (281 amino acids)
Source: RefSeq, a predicted model, not a curated record